This is a messenger RNA of Lathyrus sativus (Indian pea), 261 nucleotides long. The record is from the annotation of a GenBank genome assembly. Lineage: Eukaryota; Viridiplantae; Streptophyta; Magnoliopsida; Fabales; Fabaceae.
AUGCAUAAUCACACCCAUCAAUACCCUCUUCCAUGUUUGCAUUGUCAUCCACAUAGCUAUAUUAGGAUGGUUCAAAAUUUGAUAGAGAGGUGCUUGAUGUUUCAAAUGAGUCAAGACCAAUGCAUAAAGACAUUAGAAGAACAUGCAGGGAUUGAGCCACUUGUUACUCUUACAGUGUGGAGAGAGUUGCAAAAGGAGAAUGAGGAGUUCUUUAGAGCAUAUUACUUUUCAGGAUUAUCAAGAAGGAAACAUUGGAAAUGA